UUGUCGACACUUCUUCCACCGUGUCCAGGUCUGACAGCAGCCGGGAUGACAACAUGGAUAACACACAGUCAGACCACAACAACCCGCUCCGCUAUAAAAACCACCGACACACACCGAGCCAGAGACACACAGAAACUUUGUACCGGAGCAGGCUACAUAUCUACGGGGAAACAUGGGCGUCAUCAUCUCACAAAUCUUCUCCAGGUUCAUCUCCAAGACACCCGUCAGGAUUUUAAUGGUUGGUCUGGACGCCGCAGGUAAAACCACCCUGCUGUACAAACUGAAGCUGGCCGAGGUCGUCACCACCAUCCCGACUCUGGGGUUCAAUGUGGAGACAGUGGAUUACAAGAACAUCAGUUUCACAGUUUGGGAUGUCGGUGGUCAGACUGUGAUCAGACCUCUCUGGAGACACUACUUCGCCAACACACAGGGCUUGAUAUUUGUGGUGGACAGCAACGACAACGAGAGGCUUAAAGAGGCUGCAGACGAGCUGCACAGGAUGCUGGAGGAGGACCAGCUGAGGGGCGUGGCCAUACUGGUCUUUGCCAACAAACAGGAUUUACCCAGAGCCAUGUCAGUCAGUGAAGUCGCAGAGGGCCUCCGCCUGUCAGGAGUCUCACAGCCGUGGUUCGUCCAGGCCUCGUGUGCCGUCAGUGGUACCGGUCUGGCCGAGGGUCUGGACUGGCUCUCCAACCAGAUCCUCAAACAUUAGAGGCCAAUUCAUUCAUCGAGCGCUGUGCUUUACCCUGGUAUCUGCUCGGUCCUUGAACGCCUCCAUCUGGUCGUCUGUGAGCGGAGCCGAUGAAUCAGGAAGGAGACGCGAGCUGUUAAAUCCUCUCCAUCUCAUCUCAUCCAUCUCUCAGAAGAAUCUGGUUCAGUUUUUGGUUCUUAAAAGCACCGUUUAACAGAUUUUAAUUUUCAACUGCACUGAUCCUUUUCAUUUGUUAUCAUUUUGCACUUUGUUUCCCGUUUGUGGAAUGAUUGUCAUCAUUUUAUUUUUCAUGUAUUAAAUCUUAAAUAAAUGUAUAUUUAUAUUAAAUAGUGAUUAGUUUUAUAAUAAAGUUACUAUGGUGUCCAGUUUCUGCCUUUUGUAUCGAAUUGAUUUGAUUGAAUUUAAUAAAUUCAAAUGGUACAAGUUUAUGUUAUCAUGGUGAGUUACUUUAAAUUUGUAUUUACUUUAUCUGAUUUUAUUCUAGAAAAAGUCAGUGGUUUCAAAUUUGUGGGAAUUUAACUUAAUUGAAUGAAUCACAUGAUCAGUGGCAACACAUCACAGGAACGAGUUGCUUUAGGUAAAAAUGUAAAGAUUGUUAUUCACCUGCAGUAAUUUGAGAAAUUGGAAAUGACUAAAAAUGGAAAAGGAGAAAGACUAGUAUUUGUUAUUCAUGAGGGAGUAAAAAUAGUUUAUCCUGACAAUUAAAAUUUACAGAUUUGUCUUUUACAAAUAAAACAUUGAAUUAAGCCAAACUGACGGACUCAGGCGGGUGGAGUUAGUUCUUUAUUUAUCCCCGAAAAGCCUCUCAUUAUUAGUCAUGACACUGGAACAUUGAUCACUGAAACAUAUUUACAGCUCUCUAAAACUUUUUUUUUUUUUUAAUUUUCUUGGUAAAGUGCAGCUCCUUCAGCACGAGUCCUUCACUUGGUUACAGCAGGAGAACAGCUUCCCAAAAAACAAACAAGCAAAAAUGAAACCAUCACCUGGUGUGUUUCAGGCUUUUCCAAACCUCUAACGUCCCCACACACAAAGAGACAUCCCAACACGCCCACAACACUGAAAACAAAGCUUAUUUUUCUACAAUAAAAUCAAUCAAAAACAUGAAAAACCAUUUUUACGACACGUCGUUUAACACUAGAUGAGACAUGUCCUCGUAGGUUGUUGGUUGAAUAAGAAAGCUGAAGUCUCCUUUGUCAAACUGCAGAUCUUUAUGAAAUGUGUGCUCAGUUCAACACACAUACAUGAUCCUCACUGUCACGCAACUAGUCAUUUGUAUUUUCACAACCAAUUACGUUUCUCCCUGGUGGCCAUUUUGGCUCUGGGCACAAUACAGAAAUAAAUAAAAGAAGAAACAUUA
Messenger RNA from Mugil cephalus (flathead mullet), 2069 nucleotides. RefSeq names its product ADP-ribosylation factor 4-like. Gene Ontology annotation, molecular function: GTPase activity; GTP binding. The transcript has 6 exons. Gene Ontology annotation, biological process: intracellular protein transport; vesicle-mediated transport. Lineage: Eukaryota; Metazoa; Chordata; Actinopteri; Mugiliformes; Mugilidae. The record is from RefSeq and is a predicted model, not a curated record. Gene Ontology annotation, cellular component: plasma membrane; cytoplasm. The coding region runs from base 173 to 712 and encodes 179 amino acids.